This is a messenger RNA of Acaulospora morrowiae, 948 nucleotides long. NCBI's taxonomy places the organism in Eukaryota, Fungi, Glomeromycota, Glomeromycetes, Diversisporales, Acaulosporaceae. The record is from the annotation of a GenBank genome assembly.
AUGUCAGACACGGCUCAAGGAGGUUUUUUAAGAGCCGUUAAGGAUUGUGCCAGUGGAACAGUCGGUGGCAUUGUUCAGGUGUUUGUUGGACAGCCAUUUGACAUUGUUAAAGUGAGACUUCAGACGCAGCCCAUUCCUAAAAUUGGGGAGCAGCCGAAAUACACCGGCAUGUCGGAUUGCGUUCGAAAAAUUAGGAAAAACGAAGGAUUAAGGGCGUUCUACAAGGGAACAACAACUCCUUUAGUUGGCAUUGGAGCAUGUGUCUCAACCCAAUUUGUCGUCUUGGAAUUUAUGAAGAGAUUUUUUAAUGGAGUAAACGGGAACACAGGAGCACCUCUUACGAAUUCUCAGCUAUAUUGCGCUGGCGCAAUCGCAGGGACAGCCAAUUCAAUUAUCUCCGGUCCAGUUGAGCACAUUCGUACUCGCCUUCAGGUUCAGGUAACGCCCACAAAAGUUACAUCACCCAAGAUGGCCGCUCACCCCACCUAUUCUGGCCCAAUCGAUUGUAUUAAAAAAAUUUAUUUAUCUCAUGGUAUCAAAGGGAUUUACAAAGGUCAGAUGAUUACCAUGGCCCGGGAAUUCCAAGGAUAUGGUGCUUAUUUCCUUGUAUACGAAUUUUUGAUGCAACGUUCCAUGGUCAAAGAAAACAAACAAAGACAUGAAGUACAAAGUUGGAAAUCUUGCAUGUUUGGCGCAGCAGCAGGUUAUAGCAUGUGGUCAUCAGUAUACCCGAUUGAUGUGAUCAAGAGCAAAUUACAAACCGAUGGUUUCAAUCAACAGACCCGUCAAUAUACUAGUGCUUUAGAUUGUGCAAGAAAGACUUUUUCGAAAGAAGGAGUCAAAGGCUUCUUUCGAGGUUUUGGUGCAUGCAUGUUGCGUGCGGGUCCAGUGAAUGCUGCCACUUUUGUAGCUUUCGAGAUAGCCAUUAGACUUUUCGAUAGAUUAUGA